Suillus fuscotomentosus is the source of this 483-nucleotide messenger RNA. RefSeq lists its product as uncharacterized. Lineage: Eukaryota; Fungi; Basidiomycota; Agaricomycetes; Boletales; Suillaceae. The coding region runs from base 1 to 483 and encodes 160 amino acids. The transcript is spliced from 7 exons. The record is from RefSeq and is a predicted model, not a curated record.
AUGAUUGAAAGCGCAACAUAUGUGGGAACGCAGAAGCCUGAAGAGAAAUCAGUCGGGAGUAUGGUCGUCAUAACCAAUUUCUUGUUCGAUGUUGAUGGAGACGUCAUAAUGGAAAUCCAUCAGCCAGAUGACGAAUUGGAGGCGCAUAUGGAUGUUGAUGCGGACUUUGUCACGCUUGAAAGCAUGGAUAUUGUGCAUGCGGCUGGCGAAUUGGAGUGGUGUAUGGAUGUUGACGCAGACAUUGUUGUGCUUGAAAGCAUGGAUAUUGCACAGGUGGCUGGUGAAUUGGAGUGGUGUAUGGAUGUUGAUGCAGACAUUGUCGUGCAUGAAAGCAUGGUUAUUUCGCAGGUGGCUGAUGAAUUGGAGUGGUGUAUGGAUGUUGAUGCGGACAUUGUCAUGCACACCACAGAAGUCGGCAGUGACACAUAUGUCAUCAUGAGUCACCUCGUAGAUCUACCUAAGGACAAGGGUGACAAUAAUUGA